This is a messenger RNA of Lentinula edodes (shiitake mushroom), 935 nucleotides long. Its product is annotated as putative oxalocrotonate tautomerase. The record is from RefSeq and is a predicted model, not a curated record. Lineage: Eukaryota; Fungi; Basidiomycota; Agaricomycetes; Agaricales; Omphalotaceae. The coding region runs from base 274 to 720 and encodes 148 amino acids. The transcript has 3 exons.
GCCAGUAUUGCUUCGCUUCGCUCGCAAUGAGAUGUUUUCUGUUUACAUUAAUGUAAUCUACAAUCUGAACCAUCUGAGCACCAUGAACCAGGGUGAUGUGUAUUCCGAUAUCUCAAACGAAAGCAGCGCGAAAGAUUAGCUUAACAGGUGCCGUGCCGAUUUAUCCGAGAAUUUCGUUCUCACGGCUCAAGUUGCAGGGAGAUGCCCAUACUCAGUUAGUCCAUACCUGGUCCAUACCCUCCCAUCUCACCGUUCGUCCUCUAAACGAUCACCAUGCCUUUUCAUCGACUCUACUGCUCCGUAAAUCUCUACAGCAAGGAGGAAAAACAGGCCAUUGCGCGCAGUAUCACCGAACUAUAUGCUCGAGUUCCCAUCCCACGAUUUUACGUCGUUGUGAACUUCAUCGAAGUUGGGCAAGAUGAUUGCUACGUCGGUGGGGAACCAAACACCAGAUUCUUGAGGAUCAGUGUGCAGCAUCUAGCGCGAAAUUUGCAAACUGUUGAAGAAAAACGCAAUUUCAUGGAAAGGUACGAAAAGACCUUGGAGCCUUAUACCAAAGACAAAGGGAUCGACUGGGAGGUGCAAAUAUCCAACGAAGAUCCCCUAUAUUGGAACUUGAAUGGCAUUUGCCCCCCACCUUUCGGCUCUGAAUCGUACCAGAUGUGGGUCAAAAUCAACAAGCCGGUAGAGUGGUCAGAGGAAGAAGCACAAGGUUCAUGAGUUCGAUUGGCUGUGAUUGUUGUAACCGCACGUACUACUGCCACAUAGCGUAUACUCUUAUCGAUAGGGCCUACAUAAGGUCUAAACUGCCAUGAAUAAUAGUACAUUGACCUUGAUUAGUUCGUGUCGUAUUCACCAAUUCUGACGAGGGAGUAGAUGUGAAUAAUGCAAGGAUCGACUCUCACAAUGUGCAGGUGUGUUCUUGACGUCUGCAG